This is a messenger RNA of Callorhinchus milii (elephant shark), 1290 nucleotides long. Its product is annotated as caveolin-2. Gene Ontology annotation, molecular function: molecular adaptor activity. The record is from RefSeq and is a predicted model, not a curated record. NCBI's taxonomy places the organism in Eukaryota, Metazoa, Chordata, Chondrichthyes, Chimaeriformes, Callorhinchidae. Gene Ontology annotation, cellular component: caveola. Gene Ontology annotation, biological process: caveola assembly. The transcript is spliced from 3 exons. The coding region runs from base 128 to 601 and encodes 157 amino acids.
GGAGUUCUAGUUUUACAUGGGUUAGGUUUACAUCUGUAGCUUCAAUCAGAACUGCCACAGUGGUUUGCAAAGGCUGCGUCAAUCCAUUCUCCCGGCAGUUGCAGCUCCUAUCGUCCGAUGUACAAACAUGACAACUGAUGUCCACUUGAACGAGACCAGGAUUGACCUGGGCGAGGAACUUGACAAGGGUGUCCCACCACAAGAGGAAAAGACCCCAGCUGUAGACAACAGGGACCCUAGGGGUGUAAAUAGCCAUUUAAAGAUAAGCUUCGAAGAUGUGAUAGGGGAACCUGAUUCUGUGCACAGCUUCGACAGGAUCUGGCUCUGGAGUGACGCACUGUUCGAAGUUUCGAAAUUAUGGUGUUACCGAAUAAUAUCGACCGUAUUUGCUGUACCGGUGUCUUUAAUCUCUGGAUUCCUCUUUGCUGUAUUAAGUUGUCUGCAUAUCUGGUGUGUUAUGCCGUGUGUGAAGAACUGCCUGAUGAACAUGCCUUGUAUUCAGACAAUAUGGAGAACAAUUGUGGAUGUAGUUAUCAGCCCUUGCUGCGAGAGUAUGGGGAAAUGCUUCAGUAGCAUAAACCUACACAUUGCAAGAGAUUAGAAUUCCUCUCAUCGCAAGCGACCAGAUCUUUAUUAACCUUCACAGGUCAAAUUCUACAUCCGCGUUCCAACUUCAGGGCUGUCUCUCCGAAGAACUCAUUCAAACCUGUAAAUUCACUCCAACCUAUUGCCUCUUUUCAAGAACAUCCCUGAGAAACCACAUCGUAUAUCUACGUUCAAUGUACUGGAUUUCGGCGUGGCGGGUUUUAAUUCUCUAUUAAACAUUUCUUUCUUCAACUUCGUCGGUUCUGGGGAAAAAAAAGCUGAGUAUUAUUGAGUAGAAACGGCGAAAGUUAUGUAAUCAUAUGCUUCGAAUCAACGAAAAAACCCCAAAGUACUUUGUAAUUCUUUAAAAAUAUUAGGGUGUGGGGGGCAACGCUACAGCAUUUAAGUGGCUUCCGUUGGCUUGUUUUAAUAUUUGCUGCUCUUUCUUUUGGCUAAACAAUUAUCUGUAACUUUGUAAAGUCACUAAGGCUCUUUAGGGAAUGAGACCAAAAUUAUUGGUUGGCUUAAAUAUUGUAACAGUAUCCUAGCCGCCAGGAGCUCUGACUGUUUAUGGAAGCAUGCAGGACUUGUUUUUAUAAUCCACUUCAACUUUGUUCUACUUUGUACUAUUCUUCCAAUAAAGGCAGUCAUAUCAAUUAUUUUUUCAUUUGUAAUAAACUCUCGCUGUUGCUUGCUUGCACCGUU